AUGUUAUCGUUAUUUCAAAGUGAGAUGAAAAUGUUAUUGUUUUGUCUCCUAGCUCUAUUGAGCUCUUGCUUAGCAGACAUUGAUAUUUAUGGAGAAAAUUAUGACUAUGGAGCAAAAGAUCAAUAUGAAACAUACAUAAUUCAUGAACAAUCAUUUUACAGUCUUCAGAUUGAUGCUCCCGCGGAUUCACUUGGUUCACUCGCAGCUGUAAGCUUAAUAAAUGAUGGUUCUUACUAUAUUACCAUUAGAUCUAGUAGCUCUAAUGCAGGUGUUUAUUUCGGUAGUUUUGAAACUGAAUUGGAUGCUGAUACGAUCGGAGAAUUCGAAAACUCCGGACUUGUUGUUCUUAGUUCACUUAAAUCGUCCACAUCGGCUAUAUUUUCCAUUACUGUCAAUGGCUUUACUAAUUCAGGUUAUUUGUACUUGGGUGCUGACGGUGCUGAAGGAGAUGCAGAUGUUGUUAUAAGAGCUGCUUCAUGGGAAAACACUGGAUUGAUUCAAUUUACCCAAAAUCAUCGUGGGAACGGAGAAAUUUUGCUAAACGACGCACUUACAUCGAUAACACAAGAUGGUACUAUUUGUAUUCAAAAUCACCAGUAUGUGCAGAGUACCGAGUUCUACGGUGAAGGAUGUAUUAUUCUUGAGGGAGACACUAUGUUAACCUUAAAUCCGAAUUAUGAUUGGAGCCAGACAAUUAUUAUGAAUGGACCAAAUACUAGAAUACACAUUGACACGGAUGCUUUAGUUUCAGGACACACUUAUAAGGUUAUUGGUUUUGGGAGCAUGAACCUGAUUUCCGUGCUGGCGGAAGUAGAUUCUGAUAUUUCUUAUCUGGCUGAUACUGGACUUAUUACAAUGGAUGUAGAAGGAGUAGUUAUUUAUUUCGACGUUGGUUUUGGGUACGGCCAAUUGAAUUCUGGAGCUGCUGAUGGUGGCACUAGUUUUCUUGUUAGGUAUAAGGGAGUGGUUCCUGCAGAUUCAAACCAAGCGCCUACCACCUGUAUCUCAUGUCAGCCAUUCCCAACAGACCCUGGUGCUACUCCAAGAUAUACCACAACCACAGUAACUGGGCCAGAAACUACCGAAACCCUCGAAUUAUUGUAUACAACAGAUGAAGAUGGCUAUUGGACAACGACUACCAGCACACUUGUUGACCACUACGACACCACGUACAUAACCGAUGGUCAAGAAAUAAAUGCCUUAGUCAGCCUUACAACAGAUGAAGCUGGUGAUACUUCGUGGGUUACUUCAACAUAUCCCUAUCAUCACACAUAUUAUACUACUUAUAUAUCUGACGACGUUUCCUACUCAGCCGAAGUGAUCGUUUCAACCGACCCGGAAGGUAACUUUUAUACUACCAGUAGCAACAUCCCAAAUCCAACCUCAUAUCUGACUACUUUUGUGGAAGACGAUACAACUUACAGUGGCUACGUCAUCGUCAGUAAAGAUGUUGAAGGUGAUUGGUACACUUCAACAUCAACGGAACCAAAUCUUGCUUCAUAUACAACUACAUACACCGACGAAGAAGGUACAAGGACUGGUAUUGUUUGGGUAACUACUGAUGACAAUGACGACUGGUACACCAGUACACUGGACUUCGUGGAAACAUCAUACACUACAACAUACACGGACGAAGAUGGUACAAAGACUGGUAUUGUUUGGGUUACUACUAAUGACAAUGAGGACUGGUACACCAGCACCCUGGACUUCGUGGAAACUUCAUACACUACUACAUAUACUGAUGAAGAAGGUAAAAAGACUGCUAUUGUUUGGGUAACUACCGACGAUAAUGAGGAAUGGUACACUAGUACUCUGGAUAUCUUCGAAUUUACCUCGUAUACUACUACGUAUGUCAAUGAUGAAGAGAAAACCAGGACUGGUGUUGUUAUUGUUAGCACAGAUGAGAAUGAGGAAUGGUACACUAGUACUCUGGAUAUCUUCGAAUUUACCUCGUAUACUACUACCUAUGUCAAUGGUGACGAACUUACCAGGACUGGUGUUGUUAUUGUUAGCACAGAUGCGAAUGAGGAAUCGUACACUAGUACUCUGGAUAUCUUCGACUUUACCUCGUAUACUACUACGUAUGUCAAUGAUGAAGAGGAAACCAGGACCGGUGUUGUUGUUGUUAGCACAGAUGAGAAUGAGGAAGGGUGCACUAGUACUCUGGAUAUCUUCGACUUUACCGCAUAUACUACCACCUAUGUCAAUGGUGACGAACUUACCAGGACUGGUGUUGUUAUUGUUAGCACAGAUGCGAAUGAGGAAUCGUACACUAGUACUCUGGAUAUCUUCGACUUUACCUCGUAUACUACUACGUAUGUCAAUGAUGAAGAGGAAACCAGGACCGGUGUUGUUGUUGUUAGCACAGAUGAGAAUGAGGAAGGGUGCACUAGUACUCUGGAUAUCUUCGACUUUACCGCAUAUACUACCACCUAUGUCAAUGGUGACGAACUUACCAGGACUGGUGUUGUUAUUGUUAGCACAGAUGCGAAUGAGGAAUCGUACACUAGUACUCUGGAUAUCUUCGACUUUACCUCGUAUACUACUACCUAUGUGAAUGAUGAAGAGGAAACCAGAACAGGUCUUGUUAUAAUAUCAAAUGAGGAUGCUACUUUGUACACAACCUCAAGCGAUAUUGAAGGUGAGCCUUAUUCAUACACUACUACAUAUGUUAAUGAUGAAGGGCUUAGUAGGACUGGUGUUGUUAUUGUUACUACAGCUGAGAAUGCGAGCUGGUACACUACUACUUUGGAAAUCUUAGGAGUUACCGUAUCUACAUCUAGCUUCGUUGAUGAUGGAGAUGAGACCAUAGAUAGUGGUGUUGUUAGUUCAAAUGAUGGUGUGAAUUUUUACACUUCCACACCUGACAUUGAAAGUGAGUCUUAUUCAUACACCACCGCAUAUGUUAAUGAUGAAGAACUGACAAGAAUUGGCGGUGUUAUUGUUAGUACAGAUGAGAAUGAUGAAUGGCACAUAACUACUCUGAACAUCUUCGAAUUUACCUCGUAUACUACUACCUAUGUCAAUGAAGACGAAGAAACCAGAACCGGCGUUGUUAUUAUUAGCAGAGGGGAGAAUAAAAGCUGGUACACUACUACUCUGAACAUCGUGGGAUUUGCUUCAUAUACGACUACUCAUGUGAAUGAAGAAGGACAUACUAAAACUGUUGUUGUUAUUGUUAGCACAAAUGAGAAUGAAAGCCGGUAUACCACUACUCUGGACAUCAUGGGAUUUAACUCAUGGACUACUACCUAUGUGAAUGAUGAAGGACUUACCAAAACUGGUGUUGUUAUUGUUUCUACCGUCGAGGGAGCUAAUAUGUACUCGACUACAAGUGAUAUUGAAGGUGAUGCUUAUUCAUAUACCACUAUGUAUGUUAAUGAUGAGGGGAUUACUAAGACUGGUGUUGUUAUUGUUUGUACCGAUGGGAAUGAAAGCUGUUAUACUACAACUCUGCAGAUCUUGGUAUUAGUGCCAUACACUACAACCUACAUCAAUGAUGAAGGAAAGACUAGGACUGGUUUUGUUGUAGUUUCUACGGAUGAUGGUGCUCAUGUGUACACUACUACAAGAGAUAUUGCAUAUAAUCCAUUCUCGUACACAACUACUUAUGUUAACGAAGAUGGUGAGACAAGGAUUGGUAUCGUUAAUGUUAACACAGAUGAUAAUGAGAUUUGGGAUACUACUACUCUGGACAUCUUGGGAUUUACCUCGUAUACUAAAACCUACAUCAGUGACCAGGGAGAAACAUGGAGUGAUAUGGUUAGUAUUGGUACUGACGAAGGAGCUAGUUUUUACACAAGCAGAAGAGAGAUUGAACAUAAUUCUGAUUUAUUCACAACUACUUAUGUUAACGAACAUGGUCAGACAAGGAAUGGCGUGGUUAUCGUGAGUACAGAUGUUAAUGAGAGAUUGUAUACUACUACUCUAGACGUUGGGGCCCAUAUUACUUCCUAUGGUGAUGACCGUAUUCCAGAGGUAAAUGAAAUGCUAGAUACUGGUACCUAUCACAAACCUGUGUUUGGCUUUGUUGUUCUAUGUCUCAUUUUAGCGAUCUUAUCGUAG
Hemisphaericaspora subhashii is the source of this 4065-nucleotide messenger RNA. RefSeq lists its product as uncharacterized. The transcript has a single exon. The record is from RefSeq and is a predicted model, not a curated record. NCBI's taxonomy places the organism in Eukaryota, Fungi, Ascomycota, Pichiomycetes, Serinales, Debaryomycetaceae. The coding region runs from base 1 to 4065 and encodes 1354 amino acids.